GUAGGGGAAACACACAGCAGAGUCUAGUGUUUGGGGGAAGGCAGGUGAGCUCUGGGCACUGACCCAUCAUCAGCUAUUUUUCAAGGAGCCUGAGUGGUGUUAACCUGUGGUCUACCCUGUGAGAUUGCUCAGUUUGUAGGAGGAUAUGGUUUACUGGCUCCAGAAAGCAGCUAUUAUAACUGAGGAGGAAAUAAGCUUGACUGGCUAGAACUGAAGCAGCAAUGGAGGCCCAUGGAGGGAUUUUCCAGGCCUCCGUUCCUGAUCUCUAAGGUGGCGCCGCUUCAUUCUGCAGUCUUGAGAUCAGACAAUUGUGUACUCUUCCUGUGCCUCCUUCCUUCUCAGCAGCCCUGCCUCUGACACCUGCCCAAGAAGGGCCCUGGGUCCUCUCAUCUCAGGACAGACAAGGAUUUUUGUAAUUAUCUUCUUAGCUAACCUCCCUGUAAGGAACGGGAGAGGUUAUCUGGUCCUGCCUGGUCUUUUGGGAGGGCAUUGAGGGGAAAAAGUUAAACCAGUGGGCAGCCCAGGCUGCAUACAUCCUGGGAAUAUUGCAAUUAUUCUCUCCACUAUUUUAGGGAAAUCUACUGGUUUUUCUGCAGAAAAAGAAGAGAGACCAGGAGUCCUGUUGUCUAAGCCUAAGACAGGAUGAGGUUUACCUAGUAACUGAUGAUGCUAGGCCAAGGCAGUUAGCGAUUUGUCUCUACAUCUGUCCCCGCCUACCUUGCCAAUCUGUCCCUCUUUGGGACACUGGGGACUCCUGGGAGCUGGAGGGAACCGGUUUAAUGUCUAGGGGCUGAGUAUCCCCAAAUCGCUUAUCUGGGGGGAUCAAGGGACCCGGGCAAUAUAGUAUUCUUUUUAGUGUCUGGAGAUCAUCUACCUAGACUGGAGCUUCUGGGACAGGCGAGGACCCACGGACUCUGGAAGAGCUGGUCCAGGGGACUGAACUCCCAGCGUCUCUGUAGAACAGAGCAUGAUCACAUUCCUGCCACUGCUGCUGGGGCUCAGCCUGGGCUGCACAGGAGCAGGUGGCUUCGUGGCCCAUGUGGAAAGCACUUGUCUGUUGGAUGAUGAUGGGACGCCAAAGGAUUUCACAUACUGCAUCUCCUUCAACAAGGAUCUGCUGACCUGCUGGGAUCCAGAGGAGAAUAAGAUGGCCCCUUGCGAAUUUGGGGUGCUGAAUCAGUUGGCCAAUGGCUUAUCAGAUUACCUCAACAAACAAGACACCCUGAUGCAGCGCUUGCGCAAUGGGCUUCAGGACUGUGCCACACACACCCAGCCCUUCUGGGGAUCACUGACCCACAGGACACGGCCACCAUCUGUGCAAGUAGCCCGAACCACUCCUUUUAACACGAGGGAGCCUGUGAUGCUGGCCUGCUACGUGUGGGGCUUUUAUCCAGCAGAUGUGAUCAUCACGUGGAGGAAGAACGGGAAGCCUGUCAUUCCUCAUAGCAGUGCCCAGAAGACUGCCCAGCCCAAUGGAGACUGGACAUACCAGACCCUCUCUCAUUUAGCCUUAACCCCCUCUUACGGGGACAUCUACACCUGUGUGGUGGAGCACAUUGGGGCUCCUGAGCCCAUCCUUCAGGACUGGACACCUGGGCUGUCCCCCAUGCAGACAGUGAAGGUUUCUGUGUCUGCAGUGACGUUGGGCCUGGGCCUCAUCAUCUUCUCUCUUGGUUUGAUCAGCUGGCGGAGGGCUGGCUCCUCUAGCUACAUUCCUCUUCCUGGGUCCAAUUAUCCGGAAGCACGGCACAUUUCCUAGAGGCAGAAUCCUACAUCUUCCACUCUGAGUGAGAAGGAGAUUCAAACUCCAUGAUGCUACCAUUCCUCUCCAACGUCUUCAACUCCCUGACAUUACCUUGGAUCCUCUGGUUUCUCCAUCGAAUUCUUUGACUUUCCCAGUCUUUGUUAUGUAAACCUUAACAAUUUAGGGGACCUCAUUCCUGGGACUAUUCUGUAACCAAAUUAUUACCCAAGGCUAUGUUUCUGGGAUGAAUACAAUGUGAGGAAGGAAGUUAAAGACCCUCCUGGGGGCCUCAGUGUGCCACAGAGGACGGACAGUCACUGGUGACUGUUUCUGAGAAAUAAACUUUGGUGGAAAUACUGUU
This is a messenger RNA of Callithrix jacchus (white-tufted-ear marmoset), 2105 nucleotides long. RefSeq names its product major histocompatibility complex, class II, DM beta (gene CAJA-DMB). Gene Ontology annotation, biological process: antigen processing and presentation; immune response. Gene Ontology annotation, cellular component: MHC class II protein complex; membrane. Lineage: Eukaryota; Metazoa; Chordata; Mammalia; Primates; Cebidae. The record is from RefSeq and is a predicted model, not a curated record.